GACAAAGUUGACCCACGAGAACGAGUCAGUGAACGAGACCAAUGCCGCGUGGGGGGCGUCCACGUUGGCACAUGACAAGAUGGCGACCGUUUGCAUGAACGACACGAACGACGGGAGCUCCCAUGAGUUGGGUGCGGCGAGGGCUCCCCAUGGUGUGUCUGGGACCACGCACGUUGUGUCCAUCGCGACAUAGUGGAAAAACGCGAGGAAGGCCAGCGUGACCGCGACAACGGCGUUGAACACGAAACGACUCGUACGAUGUCCGUGGGUGUCGGUGCUUGGGGCAGACGCUUGCGACGGAUCAAUGUCGCCCACGCCGGAUUCUUUACCCGAGGAAUUUGUGCGUGAUGCCGAGAUCGGGCGAGUUGGGGCGGGGCCGUCCAUCGCAUCGGGGCCACCACUUAGUUCACCAGGCACAUUUGCGUUCGAUGGGGAAGGCGUCGAGCCCACGGAACCUUCGGACGACACCGUUGUCGCAGGGCGCUCGUUUGUUCCCGUGGCAUUUUCCUCUACCUUGUUCGUGAUCACGGGCAUGUCUGUUACGCCGGGAAAGGUCGAAACGGGUUGCAAUGACGGUGCCGUGCUGGUCGCCAUUGGCGUCGCUGUUGGACUUGCCGUGGUCGGUUCGACAAUCACGACAGCAGCCUCUUUCGUGGUGAUAUUUGGGGCCGCAGACACGUUGGGUGCGCUCGUAGGAUGAGGAACUACCAAAAUGGUCGGUGCUGCUGUCGUCGGUGCAUCCGUUCGAGGUGCAGUCGUUGUCGGAUCUGGGAAUCGAGGGACUGUCGAAUUGGACGACGUGAGAGAAAGUGGGGCGUGUGUCGUUGGGUCGGUGAUAUUGGGAGUGUGGGCAGGGGGGAUUGCUUUAGUCGUUGUUGUGUUGGUGGAGACAGGUAUAAAGAGAGCGAGUUCAGGCGUUGGAGUAGGCUCUGGUGUUGGUGCAGGCGUUGUCAGGAUGGUAGUCGUUCGCGUAGGGAGGCGUGUGGCGUUUGUGGGUGCUGGAGUCAGCAUUGUGACGUUCGUGGCGACUGUUGUGCCGACAGGAGGAAAGGUGAUCGAGUUGCUAGUUGACAGAGUGGGUGCCGCUGACGCAUUGGGUGCAGGAGCGGUUGGAAUCGAUGUUGCUGCCAAGAUCACAGCGCCUGGAGUACUAUUGCGCUGGUCUAUGACAUUUUCGCCCUGCGUCUCUUCAAGUGGUUGAGCCGUGGAGGCGGCCGACGAAGUGAGUGCGAGGCAAGCGGUCAUGGCAAGGAAAAAGCCCAUUGUUACGGCAAAAUGGC
This is a messenger RNA of Aphanomyces invadans, 1280 nucleotides long. RefSeq lists its product as hypothetical. Bases 713 to 1201 code for a protein of 162 amino acids. The record is from RefSeq and is a predicted model, not a curated record. The transcript has a single exon. Lineage: Eukaryota; Oomycota; Saprolegniomycetes; Saprolegniales; Verrucalvaceae.